GGCGGCUCGAGGAAGACGCUAAGAUGGCGGCGAGUCAGUGUUCCGGCCCGCAGCCCAGCCCCCAGCCUCCCAUGGCCGCGCAGCCGGAUUGCGGGACAGGCCCCAGCGUGAGCCCCGCGGCUGCCCCAGCUGCCCCGCCGCCCAGGCCCAGAGCCCCGUCCGGCUGCCAGGACACUGACAGCUGUGGUCAGUCGCCAGCCGCCAGGAGCUUCGGGGACGAGCAGGGCUGCCCGUCUGCCGCCCGCCAGCCCCAGCACACAGGCCCUGAGGACUCGCUCUGCCAGCCGGGACCCGGAGACGCGCCAUCCGUGCACUCCGCAGCCAGCCCCUGCCAGCCGCCGCCUGGCCCGGAGCCGCCCUGUGACGGCGCGGAAGGCAGCCCCGAGGCCGGCCCUGGACAGCUGCCCAGGACCCCCAGGCAGCCCCAGCCCCGCGCCUGUGUCAACAAGGUCCUCAAGCCGCUUGCAAAGCCAGGGAAGCCGCUGCCCGCCUCCGAAGGGACACCAAGCAGCUCCGGCACCGCCCAGGCUGCCCCCGCCCCAGAGAGCACCAUGGAGGCCGAGCCUGCGGGGCCUCCUGAGCCGCAGGCAGCCAGCAGCGGACUGCAGCAGGAGAAGGCCUGGCCCGGCUCUGAGGCACCGGAAGCCCCGCCGGCCCAGGGAGGCUCCGCCAGCUGCCGCGACACACAGGCGGUGGGCCCGGACUAUGUGGAGGAGGUGUACAACGACCAGGGGAAGGUGAUCCGCUUCCACUGCAGGCUGUGCGAGUGCAGCUUCAAUGACCCCAAGGCCAAGGACAUGCACGUGAAGGGGCGGCGGCACCGGCUGCAGUACAGGAGAAAGGUCAACCCGGACCUGCCCGUGGCCGAGAAGCCCGGCCCGCGGCUGCGCCGGCUGCUGGAGGGGCGGCUGCGCGCGCAGAGACGCCUGGCGCGGGAGCGGCUCGAGGCGCUGCGGCGCUGGCAUGCGGAGAGCAGGUGCUACGAAGCGCGCUGCAGGUGGCCGGAGGAGCCGCCGCCCCCAGACGAGGAGCCGCCACACCUGCCGCCUGACUGGCCGCCCCCCACCUCUCAUGGGCAGGCCCGGGGCCACCCUGUUCCCGGUGGGUGGCCCGGCUGGCGGCCGCAGACCAGCAACGACCGGUACGUCCUGUUCAAGCACUCCAUCAUCUACCCCACCGAGGAGGAGCUGCUGGCCGUGCAGAGGGCCGUGGCGCACACCGAGCGGGCCCUCAAGCUGGUGUCGGACACGCUGGCCCGCGAGGAGGGGGGCGGCCAGUGCAGCACCAUCGCGCCGUCUGCCCGCGUGCUGAAAGGCGUCAUGCGGGUCGGCGUGCUGGCCAAGGGCCUCCUGCUGCGCGGGGACCGGAGGGUGCACCUGACCCUGCUCUGCUCCGAGAAGCCCACGCACACGCUGCUGCGCAGGAUCACCGAGCUGCUGCCCCGGAAGCUGCUGGUGGUGGCCGAGGACAAGUACGAGGUGUCCUGUGACCCCGACGCCAACAUCAUCAUCUCCUCCUGCGAAGAGCCCCAGAUGCAGGUCUCCGUGGCCGUCACCUCACCGCUCGUGCGAGAGGAUCCCUCCGCGGACGGAGGCUCGGAGCCCGCAGCGCCCCAGUCCGAACCUCGAGACCUGCUGAGCGCCGAGACGUGCCUCGAGUCCCUGGCCGCCCUGCGCCGCGCCAAGUGGUUCCAGGCCCGGGCUAGCGGUCUGGAGCCGUGUGUGGUCGUCAUGAGGGUGCUGCGGGACCUGUGCCAGCGCGUGCCCACCUGGGGGGCCCUGCCGCCCUGGGCCAUGGAGCUGCUGGUGGAGAAGGCUCUGAGCAGCGCCACCAGGCCCCUGAGCCCCGGCGACGCCAUGCGCCGCGUGCUGGAGUGCGUGGCCACCGGGACGCUGCUCGCAGACGGCCCCGGGCUCCAGGACCCCUGCGAGAGGGACCCGAUGGACGCGCUGGAGCCCAUGACGGCGCAGCAGCGCGAGGACGUGACAGCUAGCGCGCAGCACGCGCUGCGCAUGCUGGUCUUCCGGCAGAUACACAAGGUCCUGGGCAUGGAGCCGCUGCCGCUGCCCAAGAGGAGGCCCGGCGUCCGCUUCCGCAAGAGGGAGCGCGAGGCCAGCAAGGCGCGGGAGGCCGCGGCCAACGCCGACAGCAAGCGCGGCAAGCCGGGCGCGCAGGGCCUCGCCUGA
Molecule: messenger RNA, 2186 nt
Organism: Lepus europaeus (European hare)
Lineage: Eukaryota; Metazoa; Chordata; Mammalia; Lagomorpha; Leporidae
Gene: ZFR2
Product: zinc finger RNA binding protein 2
Exons: 17
Coding region: 24-2186 (720 amino acids)
Cellular component (GO): precatalytic spliceosome
Molecular function (GO): zinc ion binding; single-stranded RNA binding; double-stranded RNA binding
Source: RefSeq, a predicted model, not a curated record